Molecule: messenger RNA, 3141 nt
Organism: Thyridium curvatum
Lineage: Eukaryota; Fungi; Ascomycota; Sordariomycetes; Thyridiales; Thyridiaceae
Exons: 3
Coding region: 1-3141 (1046 amino acids)
Biological process (GO): steroid metabolic process
Cellular component (GO): cytoplasm; membrane
Molecular function (GO): hydrolase activity; Delta24(24-1) sterol reductase activity; FAD binding
Source: RefSeq, a predicted model, not a curated record
AUGUCUUCCGUCUCUGACGAGACAGCCAAGGCCGAGAGGUCCGGGUUCAAGACCUCCAACCUCAGCAUGGCUCUUGAAUUCCUGCCCAAGGUCCCCAUGGUGUCUUACACGGCGCUGGUGCAUACCUUGCGCCUUACGAAACAGUCGAAAUAUUGGGACCUCCGCACUGCCCUGACCGUCUCCGUUGUGCGGUCUUUUAUGACGCCUUCCAAACCUCUGAGUAUCUCCGCCACUCAGAAGCUGCUCAACAAGGACCCGGGCAUCAAGGGCAGGAUAUGGGUGAGCAAGUACGCCUCUCCAGCGCCGCCAGAAACGGGCGUGCGAGAGGCGUUAUUACGGGCCAUCGAGGGGUUGCAAGUCCCGUCAUCAACAAAGGUGGAUGUUCGGCUUCCUGAUCUUGUGGCCGUUGAAGCGGAGUGGACUGGCUACAGGGAGUAUGCUACCCCCAAGUCGGUGCUGCCCGCAAUCUCAGAGAAGGAGAAGUACAUGGAGAUGAUGAAGGAAUGCAAGAAGCCCACCACAGUGCUAUACUUUCACGGCGGUGCAUACUACCUCAUGAGCCCGGCAACACACAGGCCGACGACCAAGAAAAUCGCCAAGCUCACUGGAGGCCGUUGCUACUCAGUGGGCUAUCGGCUGGCACCGCAGCAUCCCUUCCCGGCGGCUCUCAUGGAUGCUCUGGUCGCGUAUUUGACCUUGCUGUAUCCUCCAACUGGCGCUUUCCACGAGGCUGUCAAGCCUGAACAUAUCGUGUUUGCAGGAGACAGUGCUGGUGGAAAUCUGAGCCUCGCCCUCUUGCAGACUCUUCUGGAGCUAAGGCGUCAAAACCUCAAAAUUGCCUGGUUUGGGGAGGAGCGAGAAGUCCCUCUCCCUGCUGCGGUCGCCGUCAACUCGCCCUGGAUGGACAUGACGCACACCUCGCCAUCCUGCUCUGCCAACGCAGACUACGACUACCUCCCGGCCUUGGCUCACGAAAACAGGGCCACCCCGCCGGCCUGUGACGCGUGGCCGGCGGUACCGCCGCGCAAGACGCUCUAUGUGGACGAUUCCAUGGUCCUGCAUCCUCUGGUCACCUUGCUCAUGGCCCAGAGCUGGGAAGGAUCACCCCCGGUGUGGAUGUGUGGCGGGUGGGAGCUGCUGGCGGAUGAGGGCAAAUAUGUGGCUGGCAAGAUGCGUGAUCAGGGGGUGACGGCGGUGUAUGAGGAGUACGAGGCGAUGCCCCACUGCUUUGCUCUUUUGUUCUCCCACCUCGCGGAAUCUCGCCGGUGCUUUGAGAGUUGGACCGGCUUCGUGAAGCAGGCAGUCGAAGAUCCUGCGGGCAUCAAAUCUAGGGCAACGACAGUGAAAGCCGUGACACUGGAGGAAGUCGAUAUGGGCCCAGGCGGGCUGGUCCCAUACACGGAAGAGGAAAUGAAGGAGAGACUUUACAAGUGGUGCGAGGAAAAUACAUCCUCGGAAGCGGUUGCGAAGCUCUUUGCCCGUCCAUUCCUUUGGCUGCGAAGGGGCGUGUGCGUGGGAGAAAAGAGAGAGAGAAAGGGGCGGGCCCAAAACCCAUCUACUUCAACGAACCCGAAGAAAAAAGAAAAGAUGAACCGCCACCGCGCCGCCGUGUCCAAGAUCGCCGCAUCUGUGCGCGCCUUCUACGAGCGCGGCGAGCCCUACCGGGUCUACAAGGGCAGCUCCAACACGACGCGGCGGCUCGCGGCGGGGCCCGGCACGGGCGUCGACAUCCGCGCGCUCGACAACGUGCUCUCGGUCGACGCCGCGCGGCGCACCGCCCUCGUCGAGCCCAACGUGCCCAUGGACCGCCUCGUCGAGGCCACCCUGCCGCACGGCCUCGUCCCGCCCGUCGUCAUGGAGUUCCCCGGCAUCACGGCCGGCGGCGGGUUCGCGGGCACGGGCGGCGAGAGCAGCAGCUUCCGCCACGGCUACUUUGACGAGACGGUGCGGCGCGUCGAGAUGGUGCUCGCCGACGGCGAGGUCGUCGAGGCCGAGAACCCCGCGCGGGCCGGCAGCGACAGCGCACACGCCGAGCUGUUCCGCGGCGCGGGCGGGGCCGUCGGCACGCUGGGCCUGACGACGCUGCUCGAGCUCGAGCUCGUCGAGGCCAAGAAGUACGUGCGCACGACGUACCGACGCACGCGCAGCGUCGCCGAGGCCAUCGAGGCCGUCAAGACCGAGGUCGGCCGCGCCGGCAACGACUACGUCGACGGCAUCCUCUUCUCCCGGGACCACGGCGCCGUCAUCACGGGCCAGCUGACCGACGACAAGCCCGACGGCGUCGCGCCGCAGACCUUCUCGGGCGCCUGGGACCCCUGGUACUACAUGCACGUGCAGUCCCGCACCGCCGGCGGUGGCGGCGGCAGCGAUACCAACGACACCGUGACCGAGUACAUCCCGCUGGCCGAGUACCUGUUCCGGUACGACCGCGGCGGGUUCUGGGUCGGCCGCGCCGCCUUCCGCUACUUCCAGCCCUGGGUGCCCUUCACCCGCCUCACGCGCUGGUUCCUCGACGACUUCCUGCACACGCGCAUGCUCUACCGCGCCCUGCACGCCUCGGGCGAGGGCCGCAUGAUCGUGCAGGACCUGGCCCUGCCCUUCGCCACGGCCGAGCGCUUCGUCGACUACACGGCCCGCGAGCUGGGCAUCUGGCCGCUGUGGCUGUGCCCGCUGCGGCGCCGCGACACGGGCCCGACCUUUCACCCCGUCACCCGGCGGGACACGGCGGACCCGUGCGACGAGACGCAGAUGCUCAACAUCGGCGUGUGGGGCGAGGGCCCCCGGCGGCAGGCCGAGUCGGUGGCCAAGAACAGGGCGCUCGAGGCCGAGCUGCGCGAGCUGGGCGGCAUGAAGUGGCUGUACGCGCGGACGUACUACGACGAGGCCGAGUUCUGGGACGUGUACGGCGGCCGCGCCUGGUACGACGAGCUGCGCGCCAAGUACAGGGCCACCACGCUGCCGACCGUGUACGACAAGGUCAAGGUCAAGGAGGAGAAGGACCUGGGCCUGUGGGACAGGCUGAAGCUGAGACGGCCAAUCGGCGGCCUGUACGGCAUCUACAAGGGCAUCCAGAGCAAGGACUACAUGCUGCACAGAAACGCCACGUGGAAGUGGAAGGGGGAGCAGGAGCCAAAAGCUUGA